CCCACCCGUCUCUCCCAUACCGGAAGCUGGACUACCGAGCAGCUAGCUGUCAACAAAGGGCAAAGAAAAAAAAACGGCACCAAAUCCCAGACAUCCAUGUAGAGGUCCGCUGCCUCCGGGCUCCUUCUCCUGAAGUUUAUCCGCUGCGCCGCCGGCUGAAGGCGGAACAUGGCGACGACGGCUCAGCUGUUCGAGGAGCCCUUUGAUGCAGAUGAGUACAUCGAGAGGCUGGCGUGGAGGACUCCUGGAGGAGGCUCUAAAGGAGGAGCUGAGGCGUUUGACCCCAAAAGGCUGCUGGAGGAGUUUGAGAACCACAUUGAGGAGCUGAAGCAGCUGGACGAGAAGAUCCAGCGGAAAGUGGAGAAGCUGGAGCAUCAGUGUCACCGUGAGGCCAAGGAAUUCGCCCACAAAGUGCAAGACCUGCAGAGGAGCAACCAGGUGGCCUUUCAGCAUUUCCAGGAGCUCGAUGAGCACAUUAGCUACGUGGCCACCAAGGUUUGUCACCUCGGCGACCAGCUGGAGGGGGUGAACACGCCUCGCCAGAGGGCCGUGGAAGCGCAGCGCCUCAUGACCUACUUCAACGAAUUCCUGGACGGAGACCUGCGCAGCGACGUGUUCAACAACCCCGACAAGAUUAAAGAGGCUGCUGAUAUCAUUCAGAAGCUUCAUCUCAUUGCCCAAGAGCUGCCAUUCGACAGAUUUGCAGACGUGAAGGCAAAAAUCGCAAGUAAAUACCACGACCUGGAGAGACAGUUAAUCCAGGAGUUCACGGCAGCUCAGCGCAGAGGAGAGAUCGGGCGGAUGCGGGAGGUUGCAGCGGUUCUUCUACAUUUCAAGGGCUACGCACACUGCGUGGACGUCUACAUCAAGCAGUGUCAGGAAGGCGCCUACCUGAGGAACGAUGUGUUCGAGGACACGGCCGUCCUCUGCCAGAGGGUCAACAAACAGGUGGGCGAGGUGUUCAGCAGUCCGGAGACGGUCAUGGCCAAACUCAUCCAGAACAUCUUCGAGAACAAGCUGCAGGCUCACGUUCGGGAAAAACUGGACGAGACGCGACACUCGGACGUGGAGCAGUACCUAAAGAACCUCUAUGACCUUUACACCAGGACGACGGCGUUAGCCGCGAAGCUGACGGAGUUCAACCUGGGCUCGGACAAGCACACCUUCCUCUCCAAGCUGAUCAAGAGCAUCUUCUGUGCGUACUUGGAGAGCUACAUCGACAUGGAGCUGGAGUACCUCCGCAAUCGAGGGGCCAUGAUCCUGCAGCGAUACUACGUCUCCAAGAACCACCAGAAGCGGCCGAUCGGCACCGGCAGCAUUCAGGAGCUGAAGGAGCGGAUCAGGCUGCGCACCAACCUCCCUCUGGGCCCCAUCAUCGACACCCACGGGGAAACCUUCCUGUCCCCGGAGCUGGUGGUCAACCUGCUGCAGGAGACGCGCCACGCCUUCGAGAGGUGCCACAGGCUUUCAGAUCCUUCUGAUCUGCCCAAAAACGCCUUCUCCAUUUUCCUGCUGCUGGUGGACCAUUUGUGUGUGGAACACAUCGACUACGCCCUGGAGAUCGGCCUCUCAGCAAUCCCCUCAUCCGACGCCAAGAAUGCCAACCUGUACUUCCUGGAUGUGGUUCAGCAAGCGAACUCCAUCUUCCAUCUGUUCGACAAGCAGUUCAACGACCAGCUCAUGCCUUUGAUAAGCUCAUCUCCAAAGUUAGCCGAGUGCCUGCACAAGAAGAAGGAGGUGAUCGAGCAGAUGGAAGUUAAACUGGACACGGGGAUCGACAGAACACUGAACUGCAUGGUGGGUCAGAUGAAGCACAUCCUGGCGACGGAGCAGAGGAAGACGGACUUCAAGCCCGAGGAUGAGAACAACGUCAUGAUCCAGUACACUGCGGCCUGCUCCAAAGUGUGCGCCUACGUCAGUCGGCAGGUGGAGCACGUGCGGAAGUCCAUGGACGGGAAGAACGUGGACACGGUGCUGACGGAGCUGGGAGUGCGUUUCCACCGGCUCAUCCACGAGCACCUCCAGCAGUACAGCUACAGCUCCAUGGGGGGCAUGCUGGCCAUCUGCGACGUGGCCGAAUACCGACGAUGCGCCAAGGACUUCAGGGUGCCUCUGGUGCUGCAGCUCUUCGACACCCUCCACGCGCUCUGCAACCUCCUGGUGGUGGCGCCCGACAACCUGAAGCAGGUGUGCUCGGGCGAGCAGCUCACCAACCUGGACCGGAACCUGCUGCACGGCUUCGUCCAGCUCAGGGUGGACUACCGCUCGGCCCGGCUGGGCAGACACUUCAGUUAAUGACUGACCCCGCGGCCCCGCGCGCUCCGUCCACUAAAUUAUGCUCCGAUGAGACGAUGCACCUUUCAGAUACGUUUCCACUUCAGAGAAGGCAUCAGUCCGGCCGCGGCGAACUGACUCUACCACGGCGCUGCGCGCAUCAAGGACACAACGGCUGCUGCUUCUCGAAUUUGGGAAAAUGUGCAUUUUAUCUUUUUUUUUUUUUUUUUUCCCAUUGUUUAUUCCUCCAAGCUGAAGAAUCGUGUCUAAUGACUUCGGAUUUCAUUUGUUUUUAAAUAUUAAUCCAUCCUAAAUCUAUGUGGCAAAGAUAUCUGACAUAUUAAAAUGGAAUGAUCUACACUGA
Messenger RNA from Salarias fasciatus (jewelled blenny), 2638 nucleotides. It is a transcript of the gene exoc5, whose product is annotated as exocyst complex component 5. The transcript has 18 exons. The record is from RefSeq and is a predicted model, not a curated record. Gene Ontology annotation, cellular component: cytoplasm; exocyst. Bases 169 to 2295 code for a protein of 708 amino acids. Lineage: Eukaryota; Metazoa; Chordata; Actinopteri; Blenniiformes; Blenniidae. Gene Ontology annotation, biological process: Golgi to plasma membrane transport; exocytosis.